Molecule: messenger RNA, 942 nt
Organism: Enterospora canceri
Lineage: Eukaryota; Fungi; Microsporidia; Enterocytozoonidae
Source: the annotation of a GenBank genome assembly
AUGACAGAAGGAAAAAGAGAAAAAAGAACCACAGAAUUGAAUAGGACGGAUGAGAAGUUUGAGAAACUAGAUCAGGUGCUAAAUAAAAUAGCAUUGGAAAAGAGGUUGUUGAUUGAGGCAGAGCAUUUGAAGAGAAUCAAAAAAGUCAAAACAAUCAGAUUCUACUGUGCAUUAGAGAAUGAUGAAUUGAAGGUUCAUGUACGAAUUUUGAAUAAUUUCACAGGUGAGUUGAAAGCAGAGUCAACCAGCUUGUGGGAGUUGAUAAAGAGGAUUGUGGUUGUAGCAGAUGGAAGUAUUCACGAGUGGACUGUACUGAACAAGUGCGAUGCAUUUCUAGUAAAAGGAAUUGUCAAAACAGGUGGAAUCAGACUAUUGGUGAAACUACAGAAUGGAAUGAAUCUGUUCAAAUUCAGUAAGGAAUUGAGUGAGUUGCUGGGAAUAUAUGCUGAGUCAAAGGCAAAUGCAGUGAAAGAGAUCUACAAAUAUGUUAGUGCAGAGAAUCUAUUGAAUCACAAUACUGGGUUUGUGACAUGUAAUGAACCAAUGCAUAAAAUAUUCAAAAAGGAUGAAUUUGAUUUCAAUGAUAUUGGAGAAAUGCUAGAGUGCCACUUCAUGCCACUUGAAUACCUGAAGAUUGAUUUAGGUAGUGAAAAUGGCCUAGAAAUGUUUGAUUUGGAAGUAGAGUGUGAUGAUGUGACACAAAUGCCUAUUUUAUACACAAAUGAAGUCAAAAUGCUGAGCAAGAAGAUUGAAUCAAACAAGAUCAUUGAAAAGAGAAUUAGGAACUCAAUUGACAUUCUGGAUGAAUUCAUCAAAAACCCAUUAAGAAUGAUGGCACGAUAUCUGAUAAUGGAAAAAGACAUUAAGGGAAUAAAGACGAAAUACUUUGAGGACCUAAACAUCCAAAGUGCACUUUUUGAGCUGCUUCACAAUAAGAAUUAG